Molecule: messenger RNA, 1418 nt
Organism: Leptopilina boulardi
Lineage: Eukaryota; Metazoa; Arthropoda; Insecta; Hymenoptera; Figitidae
Gene: Uba5
Product: ubiquitin-like modifier-activating enzyme 5
Exons: 6
Coding region: 112-1281 (389 amino acids)
Biological process (GO): protein ufmylation
Cellular component (GO): cytoplasm; cytosol
Molecular function (GO): UFM1 activating enzyme activity
Source: RefSeq, a predicted model, not a curated record
AUAGGUCACGUGACAUAACCUCUACUAGAAACAACUGUCACAAUUUUGACAUAUGGGAAAAUUUGUGUACAUGUAAUAUUAAAAUUGUUUAUAAAUACUGUUAUAUUAAUAAUGGAUAAUAUACAAAAAAUGGAGGAGCGUAUAAAAGAAUUGGAAAAACAAAUUGCUGAAUUUAAAUCGAAAAAUGUUGAAUUUUCUAGAGACAAAGUUGAACAAAUGUCAAGUGAAGUAGUCGACACUAAUCCAUAUAGUCGUUUAAUGGCGUUACAACGAAUGGGUAUUGUUAAAGAUUAUGAGAGAAUUCGAAACAUGACAAUUGCAAUUGUAGGUGUUGGUGGAGUUGGAAGUGUAACAGCCGAAAUGCUUACAAGAUGCGGUAUUGGAAAGCUGGUACUUUUCGAUUAUGACAAAGUGGAAUUAGCAAAUAUGAAUAGACUUUUCUUUCAACCACAUCAAGUUGGUCAGAGCAAAGUAGAUGCAGCGGCUAAAACUCUGAGAUUUAUUAAUCCUGAUGUACAAAUUGAUACACACAAUUAUAAUAUAACACUUGUUGAUCAUUUCCAACAAUUUAUGGAUACAAUAAGCACUUCGAGUCUAUCGAAAGGACAUGUUGAUCUUGUUUUGAGUUGUGUCGAUAAUUUUGAAGCUCGAAUGGCCAUAAACACAGCAUGCAAUGAACUCAAUCAAAAAUGGUUUGAAAGUGGAGUUUCCGAAAAUGCCGUUUCCGGUCACAUUCAAUUUAUCAUUCCCGGAGAAACUGCAUGCUUUGCGUGUGCACCACCAUUGAUAGUUGCAUCCAGUAUAGAUGAAAAAACACUAAAACGAGAUGGUGUUUGUGCAGCUUCACUUCCAACAACAAUGGGAAUUGUUGCCGGAUUUCUUGUUCAAAAUGCUUUGAAAUUUUUACUCAAUUUUGGAACAGUCUCAAAUUAUUUGGGCUACAAUGCAAUGCAAGAUUUUUUCCCUAGCAUGACAUUGAGACCAAAUGAAAAUUGCGAUGAUAAAUAUUGUCAACAACGACAGAGAGAAUAUUUGACAAAACCAAAAGUGGAACAGUGCGAGGAAUGCUUGGAAGACACUCCAUUACACGAAGACAAUGAAUGGGGUAUUUGUCUGGUUGAUGAAACAGAACCAGAGACGGAGGAAAAACAACCAAUUAUUUUAGGUACCGGUUUACGAUCGGCUUAUACACUUCCAACUUCUGAAAUUGAAACUGCACAAGAACAACUUUCUGACGGUCCAAGUUUAGAAGAACUUAUGGAACAAAUGAAAUCUAUAUGAAUAUUUUUUUUGUCAAUUUAAAAAAAAAUGGGAGAAAUUUUUUUUUAAAAAGAAAACUUAUUUUUUGAUUUUUACAUUGUUGAUGUAUUUUUUUUUUAUAUAAAAAAAUCAUUAAAAUAUAAAAACUAUGUAUCAAA